AUGGCGUCCCCGCCCAAGAUCGGCUUUUUAGCUCCGGUCCCACGCACGAACGUCCAAGCAAACGCUCUCCGCACCGCGACCUCGGCUGGAAUCAUCGCCGACUUCCAGGUGCGCAGGAGCAAGAUCAAAGCCUAUUACGACUACCUGCGCAACGGCGCGCCAUACGAUCUCACUCCCGAGCAGCUGGCCGACAUUGAUCUCCACCAGAGGAUUGCGAUGUCAGAGCUCAAUGAGGAGCUGGACUGGAAGAUUGCCAGCAUCUAUAUGGACAGCGGUCUCCCUCACCUUCUGGAGCCAGCACCGACAACUGAAGCUGCCCAGAUGGCCGCCCAGGCUGAUCAGCCUCAGCUUCAAGAGCAGGCACGUAGGGGUAAGCAGCCUGACAAGGAGCAGGCCAGUCAUCCCAAGAAUAUGCUUCCUACUGUUCCCUUCCCAGCCAUGGGUAUCGAUGCUAAGAUCGACCUUAACCCUUCGCCUGGAACCCUUCAGACACAGAACAAGAGCCGCAAGAAUAGGCGCCGCAAGAGUCGCAAGUGA
Molecule: messenger RNA, 537 nt
Organism: Trichosporon asahii var. asahii CBS 2479
Lineage: Eukaryota; Fungi; Basidiomycota; Tremellomycetes; Trichosporonales; Trichosporonaceae
Exons: 2
Coding region: 1-537 (178 amino acids)
Source: RefSeq, a predicted model, not a curated record